This is a messenger RNA of Bufo bufo (common toad), 966 nucleotides long. RefSeq lists its product as uncharacterized. The record is from RefSeq and is a predicted model, not a curated record. NCBI's taxonomy places the organism in Eukaryota, Metazoa, Chordata, Amphibia, Anura, Bufonidae. The coding region runs from base 36 to 725 and encodes 229 amino acids. The transcript is spliced from 3 exons.
ACCACCAGCCGGACCUCAAAGUCAGGGAUGUGGGAAUGGUCAAUGAGUUGCCCACAGGGAUCCUCCUUAGCCAUCUUCACUGCUUAUAUACAGCACCUCAGUCAUCAAGGAAGGUCAGUUGUACCCCCAUAGUGGCAGGGCAGCAUGGUGAGGGCCUGGAGACUGAACCGGUGACAGUGAGGGAGCUACCUGUAAAGUGUGCUGUACACAGGGUGUCUCCACCAGUUGUCUGUGGUUACAUAUUAACCAGACAGAUUCCCAGGUGGGAAUUACUAGAUGUGAUUGAAAAACUAUGCCAAGAGAGGGAGGAGACCUCAAAGGGGAGAAGCUGUGUCCCAAGCCAGCUCCAGGAAAUCAGCCAGGUGAGGGAGGAGGCCACGAAGGGGAGAAGCUCCGUCCCAGGCCAGCUCCAGGAAAUCAGCCAGGUGAGGGAGGACACCUCCUCAGUGAGAAGCUGUGAGCCAGGUGAGGGAGGAGACCUCAAAGGGGAGAAGCUGUGUCCCAGGCCAGCUCCAGGAAAUCAGCCAGGUGAGGGAGGAGGCCACGAAGGGGAGAAGCUCCGUCCCAGGCCAGCCCCAGGAAGUCAGAAAGGUGAAGGAGGAGGCCUCCACAAAGAGAAGCUCUGUCCCAGGCCAGCCCCUGGAAAUCAGCAAAGGGAGGGUGGAGGCCUCCACAGUGAAAGCUGUGUUCCAAGCCCAUCCCAGGAGGUCAGCCAGGACGCCUGAGGGACUCAUUCCUCCUCGUCUGCAGAGAUCUCUGUUUGUCUUAUGAGGGAAUCCAUCCCGGACGCUGACAUUUUAAUCUCUGCAGUCGUAUCCACAGAGAUGAAACUGUUGACAAUCUGUCAGAAGUUGCUGGGUCUCAACCACUGUCCACAGAAGUGGAGGAAGAAAACCAGGGGCCAUGGGAGAAGAAUCGGUUACUCAAGCACUGCAGCCUUCUGAAAGAAUUGUGAUUCUCGAACAA